Messenger RNA from Penicillium pulvis, 375 nucleotides. RefSeq lists its product as uncharacterized. NCBI's taxonomy places the organism in Eukaryota, Fungi, Ascomycota, Eurotiomycetes, Eurotiales, Aspergillaceae. The transcript has 2 exons. Bases 1 to 375 code for a protein of 124 amino acids. The record is from RefSeq and is a predicted model, not a curated record.
AUGCCCCUUUGGUCCCCCUCUAAGGCCCUUUUCAGGUCCUUCUCUAAGGCGUCGACCUCGACCUUGACUAAGGCCACUAUUACUACUAUCUCCGCCUUGAUUACCUCCGCCUCCUAUACUAGCGAUACUAGUGACACUAGCGGUGCUAGUAGUAUUAGGACCACCUUGAUCGCCUCCACCUCCUAUAUUAGCGGCACUGGUGGUGCUAGCGGUGCUAGUAGUAUUGGGACUACCUUGAUCGCCUCUACCUACUAUACUAGCGGCACUAGUGGCACUGGUAGUAUUAUCGCUACCUUGGUUAUCUCCGUCUCCUAUACCAUCACCCCUAAAAGCAGCUCUACGACCUCUUCUUGGGGAAACCCGACUUCUCUAUAA